Neurospora crassa OR74A is the source of this 882-nucleotide messenger RNA. RefSeq lists its product as hypothetical. The record is from RefSeq and is a predicted model, not a curated record. Lineage: Eukaryota; Fungi; Ascomycota; Sordariomycetes; Sordariales; Sordariaceae. The transcript has a single exon. Bases 18 to 338 code for a protein of 106 amino acids.
GCCUCUUCUCGAAAACGAUGAGAAGACCAUUUUUAUGGAGACCUCCUCUUCGCUUUGAAAUUCUGGCACCGUCAGCUAAAGAAGUCUUGGCUAACUACCUACCCAGCUGUGCGAUUCACAGGGGUCCAUCCUGCAUCAAAUAUGAAAUCUCAUUCUCACUGCCGGUAAAAUACCCCCGAGGAUUUCAGCCCUCGCAAGCUCAGUUUUAUAGUGUAUAUUUACCUACGAGCCAGGCCGCUGAAACGUCCGGUUGGAGGGUUGAUGGUUUUCCGGGCGGUCCACACGUGAAAACCCGCGCAUACUACCUCUACUGCGUACAUACCUACCUAACCAGCUGAUUGUUGCCGCGCGGCAUUUUCGGGCCCAAAUUCCCACUUACUGCAUAGAAAUUGUCCGCACUGGUCAAAUAUACUUGUACAAGUACAGAAAACAAAGGACGGGAUAAGAUUACCAAGCUAUGGACAGUUCAGUCUCAUCGCCCAAAAGCGUUUCUAAGAAUCCAGAUGGGAUGCUAUGCCGACCGCCGGAUCCGAUAGACGGAGCCUGGUGGCCCUUUAGCGCCGGGAAACCACGUGCUACCUAGGUAGGGAGCGAGACAGUUCGUUACUGGUGACGUUCAGCGCUGAGAAGACUGGCGGAGGGGAAGCAAAGGAUAGAUGCAUGCACAUAGGGACGGAGUCCAGAAGGAUGCCAAAGUAAUGGUGUGUAAUUCUACAGAUUUGCGGGGACAAUUGUAUCGCCGGAGACGAAAGUGAACGCUUGUACAUUACGCUCCUAGCGUCCCAUCGGUCAGCACAGCCAAGAACUGUUUGUCAUUUAGACUAGGCCUUUGGAGAUCCCUCCAGGCACAUGGCUAUCAUGUGAUGAUAACUCCUCGCAGUG